Molecule: messenger RNA, 422 nt
Organism: Jatropha curcas
Lineage: Eukaryota; Viridiplantae; Streptophyta; Magnoliopsida; Malpighiales; Euphorbiaceae
Cellular component (GO): oligosaccharyltransferase complex
Source: RefSeq, a predicted model, not a curated record
ACACUCUCUGCUAUCGAGACCGGAGCUCAGACAGAGACACCUACUUCCUUCUCCGCCACCUCCAAUGGCUCCAAAACGGAUCACGAGUCCAGUACCGGACACAUGGUAUCCAUCCCUAGCAGUGACCAUGCUCGCGAUCGGCCUCGUGGUCACCGCUUCCUUCUUCAUCUAUGAAGCAACCUCAUCUAGGCGAAACCGCAGUCUUGCCAAGGAGCUUGUAACAGGAGCAUUGGCAUCUUUCUUUCUGGGUUUUGGGUCCUUGUUCCUGCUACUUGCUUCUGGCGUUUAUGUGUAGGGUUAUUUAGAACCAAUUAAAGUUUAUGUUAAGCAAGAUCAUUGUUACUUAAUAGAAUUUCUUUUUCUUGGUUAAGAGCUGUGGACUUGAACUGUUACAACUACAAUCUUUUUGAGUCGUUUCUAAC